UUUGGACAAUCAAAACGUCAAAUCUACUCCGUAAUCUGUAUCUCGUUCCAUUUCAUUAGUCAUUUAAUAAUUAAUUGAAUACGUGCGCUGAUUUUAGGUGUACGUUCGUAUGUAAAUAGUGCUACUUUGGUAAUAAGUGGGCGAAAUGUUUAGUUGGUUAACCAGAAGUAGCGACAAAGAAGAAGUGUACGAAAAUGUGGUCCAGGGUCUUAAAAAUAUUUACAAAAAUAAGUUGCUGCCUCUUGAACUGCAUCACCAAUUCCACGAUUUUCACUCUCCCCAAUUGGAAGAUUCAGAUUUCGAUGCGAAACCUAUGAUUCUUUUAGUCGGUCAAUAUUCUACAGGAAAAACAACCUUUAUCAAAUAUUUAUUGGAACGUGAUUUUCCUGGAAUCCGGAUUGGACCCGAACCGACUACUGAUAGAUUUAUAGCGGUUAUGUACGAUGAUAAGGAAGGUAUGAUCCCCGGAAAUGCUCUUGUAGUUGAUCCUAAAAAACAGUUUCGUCCCUUAUCGAAAUUUGGCAACGCCUUUCUAAACAGGCUACAAUGUUCCUUGGUACCUUCACCUGUGCUGAAAAAUAUUUCCAUAGUGGACACACCCGGUAUUUUAUCGGGCGAAAAGCAACGCGUUGAUCGUGGUUACGACUUUACGGGAGUGCUGGAGUGGUUUGCGGAACGUGUCGAUCGUAUAAUCUUGUUAUUCGACGCACAUAAGUUAGAUAUAUCGGAUGAAUUUCGUAGAUCAAUUGAAGCUUUAAGGGGACACGAUGACAAAAUACGGAUCGUGCUCAAUAAGGCCGACAUGAUCGACCAUCAACAACUGAUGCGGGUGUACGGUGCUCUCAUGUGGUCGUUAGGAAAAGUAUUACAGACUCCCGAAGUCGCUCGCGUCUAUAUUGGCUCAUUUUGGGAUCAACCCCUACGUUAUGACGUUAAUCGUAGGUUAUUUGAAGAUGAGGAACAAGACUUAUUUAGGGAUUUACAAUCUUUACCUCGUAACGCGGCGUUGCGUAAAUUAAACGAUCUAAUCAAGCGUGCUCGGCUUGCCAAGGUACACGCUUACAUCAUUUCGGAACUAAGGAAGAAUAUGCCGCCGAUGUUUGGCAAGGACUCUAAGAAAAAGGAGCUAAUCAAGAAUUUAGGUCAGAUCUAUGACAAACUACAGAGGGAACAUCAAAUAUCGUAUGGCGACUUUCCCGACAUAAAAAAAAUGCAGGAUGUUCUACAAAAUCAAGAUUUCACAAAAUUCCAUCCAAUUAAGCCCAAACUACUUGAAAUUGUGGAUCGCAUGUUAGCCGACGAUAUAUCAGUAUUAAUGGCGAAAAUACCACAAGAGGAGGUGAAUCAUGUCGAGGCCGAGACGAUUAUCAAAGGGGGUGCUUUUGAGGGCGUCGAGGAUACGAUCUCGCCAUUCGGAUAUAAACGUGGCGAAGGCAUCGAUGAGGGCUAUGGUGAACCAGAAUGGGUCGUUGGUAAACAUAAACCUCAAUAUGAUACCAUAUUUUAUGGAUUGGGACCAAUGGAUGGUAAAAUCACAGGAGCUGUUGCGAAAUCGGAGAUGGUGAAAUCAAAAUUGCCCAAUUCAGUGUUGGGGAAGAUAUGGAAAUUGGCUGAUGUCGACAAAGAUGGAAUGUUGGACGCUGACGAAUUUGCUCUCGCAAUGCACUUAAUCAAUAUAAAAAUUGACGGCAAUGAUUUACCAUCUGACCUACCUGAUCAUCUGGUACCUCCUACAAAGCGCUAAUAUGUGCACUGUAAUGGAUAAAAUCAUACUUCAUAUUCCACAAGUGCUAUUUAUUAUUACAUUUAUCUUUGUGCCUCUUUAAGUAUAGUAUAGACAAGUUUCAAGCGUGCACUUGAUGUCACUAUACCAAAUAUUUCGUUAUAUACUUUACCCCUUUAAUUAAUGUCAAUUGCUGCAUUUGUUUUAAACUGUUAACUGUAAUAUGUUCCCUUUGUAAAAUAAAGCAGGUAAUGUGAUAAAUAUGUACUGUAAAUAGUGUAAUAUUGAUAGGUAAUGUAACUAAGCGUUGUACAGGAUAAUAACAACCAUUAGAGAAAUUAAAGGGUUGUUUGCCUCGAAGGUGAUUCACUCGCUACACAAACACCUAUUGAGGAUAAUUUAAUAUCCUUUAUAGUUAUCAAAUAGUUUUUCUUAUAGAGGUAAUAUAUACAUAUAUAUUUAUUUUUAUAAUUAUAGAUUUGACACAUUUCUUUAUAUGAAACAGUUUUGUAUUUACUGUACUUUUCUCAAUUUUUUAUUAGUCUUUUGUAGAGUAUGUACUGUUCAAUAAUAAGAUAUUCUGUUGGGUAA
Photinus pyralis (common eastern firefly) is the source of this 2314-nucleotide messenger RNA. It is a transcript of the gene Past1, whose product is annotated as EH domain-containing protein 3. The record is from RefSeq and is a predicted model, not a curated record. The transcript is spliced from 2 exons. Bases 146 to 1744 code for a protein of 532 amino acids. Gene Ontology annotation, cellular component: cytoplasm; plasma membrane. Gene Ontology annotation, molecular function: protein binding; GTP binding; calcium ion binding. Gene Ontology annotation, biological process: endosomal transport; endocytosis. NCBI's taxonomy places the organism in Eukaryota, Metazoa, Arthropoda, Insecta, Coleoptera, Lampyridae.